This is a messenger RNA of Quercus robur (English oak), 614 nucleotides long. RefSeq lists its product as uncharacterized. Gene Ontology annotation, molecular function: calcium ion binding. The record is from RefSeq and is a predicted model, not a curated record. NCBI's taxonomy places the organism in Eukaryota, Viridiplantae, Streptophyta, Magnoliopsida, Fagales, Fagaceae. Bases 177 to 614 code for a protein of 145 amino acids. The transcript has 3 exons. Gene Ontology annotation, cellular component: endoplasmic reticulum.
UGGCCAAGGAUGAGGUGGGAAGAUCUAGGUAUACUGCACAUGACGUUGCUCCAUAUUUUUGUUGAGCUGAUGACCAACCUAUUUAAUGCCUUCAAAUUUCCAGAGUCCGAGGAGAAUCAAUAAAUAAUGAAGUGUAUCAUGCGGGUUCUUGGGGUAGCAGAAAUACACCUAUUGUGAUGCGUGUUAUUCUUGCAUCAAUCCGUGGGACUGUGAUGGAGCUUGGAAAUACACCUAUUGUGACUUCUAGGCUAGUGAUGCAACUCUUGGCUGGGUCCAAGUUCAUUGAAGUGGACAACAGUUUUUGCGAGGAUCAUGCCCUCUUGGAAAGAGACACCGACAAAGACGGGAAGGUUAACUUUAAAGAAUUUUUUCAUGGGCUUUUUGACAUGGUGAGGAACUAUGAUGAAGAAGGUCACCAUUCUUCACAUCAAUUUGAUGAUUCAAUGGAGGCCCCAGCAAAAAAAUUGUUUGCUCAGCUUGACAAAGAUGGUGAUGGAUACUUGUCAGAUGUAGAACUAGUACCUGUUAUAGGGAACAUGCUACUAUUCAUCAAAAUGUUAUGGAACACAUGCUGCUGUGGUGCAUUUGUUGGUCACAGCACUGAUGGAUGCUAG